Molecule: messenger RNA, 3029 nt
Organism: Menidia menidia (Atlantic silverside)
Lineage: Eukaryota; Metazoa; Chordata; Actinopteri; Atheriniformes; Atherinopsidae
Source: the annotation of a GenBank genome assembly
UUUUUUUGUUAAUCGGCAAUACACAUUGUUUGCGAGAGGAAACAACACGCUAUCUUAUUUAAAAACAAAGAGCCCGCACCUCGUUCCCUUUCCGGAUUUGGGGAAACUACGAUCGCGUCUUUUUUGGGGGAUCAGACUGAGAUGUUUUGAAUAAAGGAUAGUGAACUCUGCAGUAUUUUGAUGUGAUGUUGCUCAGCCACUGGGGCUCCGAUGAGAUCGCUUAUCACCGCUCAGCGCCAUCAACGAGAUCCCGGUAGUCCAUGAGGGCAUCGCGCGUCCCCUCAGGUGCUUUUACGCAGAGAGCUCACAGCGUAACGGAGCUUUGGGAGGAGGCGGACGAUGGUCGCCGAGAUGGCGAGCUACGGAGCGGCCUGCCAGCUGGAGGAUGGAGAUGGAGAUAUCCCUGCGCCAGAUCGUAAAGAUAAUCAAACAGAAAGUGACAGUAGCAGUUCAGAUACCACUGGAACAUCCACUGAGGAGAGCUCAGAGGAGGACGAGGACGAAGAAGAGGAGGAUUCUGCAGGGCGCUGUGCUGAUGGGGAGGGGGAAGACGAUGAAGAGGUCAAUGCAGGGGAGUCUCAAAAUGGGGGAGUCGAUGGACCUGGAGCAGCUGCUGUCAACGGGGCUGAUGACAGGCUAAAAUUCAGCUGUGAAAAAUGCAAAGCCGCUCAGCAGACCCAUGGCAAUGAGCUGGUGACCCCCCGCAGGAUCUCAAGGGGACGACUACAGGUGCAGCUGGAAGGAGAGGGGACGUACGAGUGUGCGGUCACCGGCCUGGUCUUCGAAGCCACCGAGCGCGUCCUGGUGCGGUACUCGGUCUUGUCUUGGUCCAAGUUCGGAGCGUUCCUGUGCGACUCCUGGAAAUUCGCCGGGCCCAUUUUCAACGUGGACACAGUCAACAAGGAGGCCUCCGUCCUCAAGUCCAUCCAGUUCCCCCACUGCGUGUGCCUGGCUCAUCCAGAAGAAGACUUGAAAUUCAGCGUCCUGCACAUAAAGGAUAACCGUCCACUCAUCGAGCCCACAGCGGACCACUCGGGGAGCCACGUGAAGUGGAAUGUGACCUCCCUGUCCCCGGUGGGUCCCAUCAUUCAGACCAGUCAGGCGGUGGAGCGCCACGGUGUGGUUCUGGUCUAUAAGCAGCUGGGUGGGGACACCAACAGCUACAGCUUCCACGUCUACCUGGCAACCAACAGCGCCUCUGACAUUAAGGAUAUAGGCAAACAGGUGCGUGCCUACAAGAAUCGUUACAUUAAGAUAGAUAAACCUCCCACAUGUAAACUGGAUGAGGGGACAUAUCGUCUCCUCAGUGAGCCGGAAGGAGAAAUCAAACCUCAGGAUUUGAAGUUCACCUUGGCAGUGACCAAGAUGAAAGGGUACUUUGAAGCUUUCUUCGAGCAACCUCCUCCUUUUAAAUUGUCUCUAAUAGAGAUCAACACUGAAGAGAGCGUGUGGUCCGCCACCAUUAGAGAAGGUGACUGUGUGGAUAACACGGAAAAGAAGCCAAGAAAGACGACAAUCUCAGGCAGAAAGAGGAGCAGCAGCCCAUCGGAGGAAGAAAUGGGCUUUAAAAGACCCCGGUGGCAGGACGAGUCAGAUGGCGUGAAAGCUCAGGACCAGGAUAUGUCAGAGAAGCAGCUACUGCAGGUGGCAAAGAAGCUCGGACACGAGUGGAAGCAGGUGGCCAUCUGCCUGGACUUGAACUUCAAGGAGCUGGAGGACAUCCAGGCAGCGGAGAAAGAUGUGACCAUGCAGAAGCUGAAGAUGCUGGUGAGCUGGAAGAGCAGAAGGCCGCCGGGAGAGGCAACAGCAUACCACUUAAAGAAGAGUGUGGAGGAACUGGAUGACCUACCAAAUGAGGUUCAUCAGACACUGCAAGAUAUAAUCAACUAUUGUAAAGGGAAGUGAAUGGGAUGAACUGUUGGACAUCUAUCGCACCAUUAAAUGGAAGCAACAACUCUCAAGGGGUCGGAAAAGCAGACUGGACCUGUCGGCCAAACUUCAGCUAUUCUCUCAGUUUGCGCCCUCAGACUUGAAUGGAUGGGCAUUAAUGGCUAAGUAUAGCCAGUUGGGGUCCUUUGAUUCUGUAGCAAGUACAGAUUGUGAAAGCUACGUGGAAUUUCAUUUCUGUGUGAGCAGGUUUAAGAAUAACUUGUCGAGUUGACAGAAUUGUUUCGCAGCUAAUUAUGUAGCAGGUGACCAAUGUAAAGGCAGGUGCUGCAAAUGCAUUAAUCAGGAAAAAACCAGUCCAUGUAUAUUGUUUCACUUUUAGAUAUUAUGUUUUGGGAAAGUUUUUACAUAAAAAAAAUUAGAUGCAGGGUCACAUGUGUGUGACUGUCAAAGUUUUACGGACUGAAUUAUGGAACUUUAUGGGUGUCUAUAUUGACCUGCACAUUUUUUUAAAAACAAACUUUCUCAGACUUAUAGUUUUAUUUUUUUAAGUCAUUGAUGUCUGUUUUUGUCUGUCUGUGCUUUAUUUGAUAAUUAUGACUCUGUAAAAGUAAAUGAUCUUGCAAGGAGUCCAAAAUUUUGUUUGUAUAGUUGAACUUGAACCAGGGCUUUCUGAGACCAAAACGCACAGCUUGUGGUUGUAAAUAUUAAACUGCGUUUUGUAUGUUUCAGAUAGGUCCGCUGUAAAAAUAAGAUCCACUUUUGGCUUCAAAGCUACAUUUUUCUAUAUUUGUUUAUGCUGUGUACAAGAGAGAAGUAUCUUUUCAAUGCUUAUUUUUCAGACGUAUAAAUGUUAAGAUUUGAUAAAGAAACUCACGGUUUGACAUAAUAAUGUUCUGGGACAUGUCAACACUAUUUUGGGGAAAAUGACAUAAUAAUAUCCAGAACACUGAAACAUUUAGGUUUUUCCCCUGUGGAUAUUAUGUUUACAUCCAGAAGCAGUUAGCUGACUGAAAGAGUUUACUACCAAUGGUUUUGUCCGUCCCUUUUGCUCUCGGUUUUGUCAGGGCGUUUUCCCUCCAAAGACUUCUGGAAAUGAAGCAAAGUCAACUGUGGACUGAAUAAAACAGUAUAAAAUGUCC